Messenger RNA from Eutrema salsugineum, 737 nucleotides. RefSeq names its product histone H3.3. The record is from RefSeq and is a predicted model, not a curated record. Bases 113 to 523 code for a protein of 136 amino acids. Gene Ontology annotation, molecular function: structural constituent of chromatin; DNA binding; protein heterodimerization activity. Gene Ontology annotation, cellular component: nucleosome. The transcript is spliced from 4 exons. NCBI's taxonomy places the organism in Eukaryota, Viridiplantae, Streptophyta, Magnoliopsida, Brassicales, Brassicaceae.
ACUAUAAAUUCCUAAUCUCUAAAGUUAACAUUGUACAACAUUCAGAUUUUCCCGAUUCCUCUCUGAUUCAAAGCUCUUGGUUCCAAGCUCAGAUUUUUCUUUCGAGGAAGCCAUGGCUCGUACGAAGCAAACUGCUAGGAAAUCGACCGGAGGAAAAGCUCCAAGGAAGCAGCUUGCCACCAAGGCGGCGAGGAAAUCUGCGCCGACCACCGGAGGAGUCAAGAAGCCUCACCGUUACCGUCCCGGUACCGUCGCUCUUCGUGAGAUUCGCAAAUACCAGAAGAGUACUGAGCUUUUGAUCCGUAAACUGCCCUUCCAGCGUCUUGUUCGUGAAAUCGCCCAGGAUUUCAAGACGGAUCUGAGGUUCCAGAGCCACGCAGUGUUAGCUCUUCAGGAAGCAGCCGAGGCAUAUUUGGUGGGUUUGUUCGAAGACACAAAUCUCUGCGCUAUUCACGCCAAGAGGGUUACGAUUAUGCCUAAAGACAUCCAAUUGGCUAGGCGGAUUCGUGGAGAGCGUGCUUAGAGUCCUAAUCCCUCCAUGACUAUUUCUUCUUUUAGGGGAUGUGUUUAGUGUUUCGAUUUGUUGUUUUGCUUCUUCGUUUUCUUGUUGUCGUCGUCUACUUUUGAUCAUGAUGUUAAACGCUCUCUGAGCUGGAACAGAGAUGGAAUGGAUAUUGAUGAUAUGACAACCCGUUAUUGACUCUUGUUUCUCGUAAUCGAAUUGAUUGAUUGUGUCA